Nothoprocta perdicaria is the source of this 3912-nucleotide messenger RNA. It is a transcript of the gene CIP2A, whose product is annotated as cell proliferation regulating inhibitor of protein phosphatase 2A. Bases 2 to 2731 code for a protein of 909 amino acids. The record is from RefSeq and is a predicted model, not a curated record. The transcript has 21 exons. Lineage: Eukaryota; Metazoa; Chordata; Aves; Tinamiformes; Tinamidae.
CAUGGACGCCUCGGGCUGCAUGAAGUCGCUGCUCCUGGCCGCCGCGCAGUACCGCGCCGCCAAGACGGCGCCCAACGCGGCGCUCCUGCAGCGCAGUCUGGAGGUUAUCUCUGGACUGAAGCUUACAAGAUUAUUUGCUUCAAACCAGAUUCUACCAAGUGAAUGUCUUAUUUGCCUAGUAGAACUCCUUGAGGAUGCUAAUACAAACCCUUCUCUAGCCUUGUCUGUGGUUACUUUGCUAUCACAACUAGCUUUAGACAACGAGGCUAGAGAAGCUCUUCAGGAUACCUACAAUCUGACCAGUGUGCUGGCAGGGCUGGUUCAUCGAAGUUCUACUGAUCUUAGUGAUCCAGUCUUAUUACAGAGUAUUCAGCUGCUGCAGAGGCUAACCUACAAUGUUCGAGUUUUUCAUGCUGGUGCCAACAUCGAUGAAUUAAUUUCAUUUCUAAUGCAUCGUGUUCAGUCCACUGAAGAUGAGUUAACAAUACCAUGUUUAGGACUCCUGGCAAACCUCUGUCGUCACAACAUAUCUAUUCAAACUCAGAUCAAGUCUUCGAGUAACGUGAAGAGUUUCUACCGUACCUUGAUAAGUUUCCUGGCCCACAGUAGUUUGACUAUGGUGGUGUUUGCACUUUCGAUGUUGUCAAGCCUUACUUUAAAUGAAGAAGUAGGAGAAAAACUUUUUCACGCUCGAAAUAUCCAUCAGACUUUUCAGCUAAUAUUCAAUAUUGUUGUAAAUGGAGAUGGUACUCUAACAAGAAAAUACUCUGUUGAUCUACUUGUGGAUCUUCUGAAGAACCCCAAAAUUGCAGAUUAUCUUACUAGAUAUGAGCACUUCACCUCAUGCCUUGGGCAAGUAUUAGAUCUUCUUCAUGGAAGGGAUCCCGAUUCAUCAGCGAAGGUCUUAGAACUGCUGCUGGCCUUCUGUUCUGUGGCAGAACUGCGUYGCAUUCUGCGGCAGGCGAUACUGGAACCCUCUGGCCUGCCCGUCGCUGGAAAUGCCAGAUUUGUAGCUCGCUCAAAGACUUUUGAGCCAUCUGUUGCCUUGGUGCACUUGUCAAACCAGCCACUGGAAGGUUCUGAAGACUGUUCUGUUCUAGCUUUGCAGCUGUUUAAGGAGAUCUUUGAGGAUGUUAUUAAUAGUGGCAACAGUGGCUCAGCUGAACACUUUGUGGAUCUUUUGCUGCCUGUUCUGCUUGAUCAUCUUCAGAUGCCAGAACAGAUUGUGGAUGAGUUAUUAGUGAAGAAAAAGUGUGAACGAAUGGUUAAGGCUAUAAGUGUUCUGACAAUGCUGUGUGGAGAUGACAUAUUGAAAACACAUGCCUCAAAGGAACUGAGUGCCAGCCGGUGCAUGUCGCUAAUAGAACACCAGUUCAUCUAUAUUGGGGUUGAUGCUGGUUUUGGGACCAAGGUAGUGAACUCUGAACUGUGCAAACUUGCUGCUGAUGUUAUUUUGAAAACACUUGAUCUUAUGAGCAGACUUAAGCAGGAGGUAUCUAGCAUGGAAGUCAGCUUCUACAAAGUUUUACAGGAUCAGCGCUUGAUUACACCUUUGACAUYGGCUUUAACAUCAGAUCACAGAGAYCAGGUGCAAGCUGGACUUCGAAUACUGUUUGAGGCAGCGCCCUUACCAGAUUUUCCUGCCAUAGUGCUUGGUGAGAGCAUUGCUGCAAACAAUGCUUACAAGCAGCAUGAAACAGAGCAUGCAUCAAAAAGAAUUCCAAUGCAGUCACCCAUGACCCAUGUUACUUCAGUGAGUUCUUCAUCCCAUUCAUCAUGUGAUGAUUCCAUAACUUCAAGCAUUCAGGAAUUGAUACAGAAACUCCACUCUGGACUAGAGAUGAAGGAGCCAAUCAUUGAUAUGAGGAUAUCUGACCUAAUGGACGUUUAUGAGCAGAAACUGUCAGCAUUAGCAUCCAAAGAAGCCAGGCUGCAAGACCUUCUGGAGGCAAAGGCGCUGGCGCUGACUCAGGCUGACAGGCUGAUGGCUCAGUACCGAUGCCAGAGAGCCCAAGCUGAGUCUGAGGCAAGAACUCUUGCUGCAAUGUUGAAGGAUGCAGAACGAAAAAAUGAAGAACUUAAUGUUUUGCUGAAAGCUCAGCAGGUGGAAUCCGAAAGGGCACAAAAUGAUAUUGAGCAGCUCUUUCAACAUAACCGGAAGCUACAGACAGUUGCUGAAGAACAUGAAAUACUGAAAAAAUCCUCUAUUGAUCUUCUUCAGAAGCAUGAAAAAACUGAAAGACUAUAUAAAGAUCUACAGAUUACAUGCAAUUCCCUAAAUAAACAAGUGGAAGCAAUGAAAAAGCUAAAUGAAUCACUCAAGCAACAGAAUGACAAGACUGCUGCACAGUUGAAAGAAACUGAAGAUAACAGAAAAGAAUUACUACAACAGCUACAAGAUAGAGACAGCAAAAUAGCAAGCUCACAACAAAAAAUAAAAGUUCUGGAAGAAAAACUAAAAUCUCGGCAGAAAGAAAAGACAGAGAUGGAAGAAACUAUAGAUGUUCUUAGAAAGGAAUUAAGUAAAACAGAACAAGCAAGGAAAGAACUGAGUAUUAAGGCAUCUUCUCUGGAAGUUCAAAAGUCCCAGUUGGAGGGACGUUUGGAAGAAAAAGAAGCUGUUGUAAAACUACAGCAAGAAGAACUGCACAAACACUCCCAUAUGAUAGCAAUGAUUCACAGUUUAAGUGGUGGCAAAUUAAGUGCAGAAACGGUGAACCUCAGUUUAUAGGGCUCUGUAGUUGGGUUUUAAUAUUUUAUACAUAUGUAUAAUUAUAUGUAAAGACUUUUAAUUUGAAACUACCAUAUUAUCUGGCUAAAAAAAGUCCCAUAUCAUCAAAAAUUAAGUAGCUUGGCUGUCAAUUUAGAAGAACUAGUACUUUGAAAGCUUUGGCUUGAGAAAUCUGAGGCACCAUAUAACAAAUGGGUCUUCUGCCAGUCUUGUAGAACUACCAUCAUCCAUACUGGCAGCUGGAUUCAAUUGUUGUUUCGGACAAAACCAUCUUUAACCAGACAAAGAGGCAACAACAGGCAGUGACACUUUUGUCUGUACGUUCCAUUAUUGGCAGUCAGACAUGCUGUUUGCUUCUUUAUCAAAAUGCUUGACAUUUCUAUAAUUUCAUCUUGCUGAUUUUGAAUCUCCUGAAUACUGUGGAUUUUGCUUCCUGAUGUCCAAGAUACAAACAYAGAAACAAAGUAGAUCCUACCAAUUAGAGCAUGUUACAUUGAAAGCUAUAUUUCAGUUUAUCGGUGCACAUUUCAUGUCGUAAAUAGGUGGGGGUGUUGCUAAUUAGUAGUGAUAGGAAUUUCAGCAAGUAGAAUAGAACCUUGAAUGAAUAUCCAGGUGCUAUCAAUAAUGGAAAGUAACCAGAUAUGAAAUGCAAAGCUUUGUUAGAAUACUAUAUAUAAUACUUUCCUAGUUCUACCAUGACACUUUCUCCUUCUUUAAAAGGCUCUGCAGUUUGUUUUGAAUGUCCUACCUGGUAUACACUAGCUAUUCUCAGCACUGUCCACUUCUGAACAUUUCUGUCCAUUUCUGGAAUUUCAUAUACUCUUUGAAGUAUAACUUUGAAGAAAACUUUUUUAAAAAAUGUACUUUCCUCUGAGACUAGUACUAGAACUUGUGAUGUGCAUUUUUGAGUGGGAGAAAUAUUUUCAUGUUCUUAGCUUAAAUGUGACAUGACUAACAUGUCUCUUAGCAGUUGGCAAAAUUCUUACUUUGAUAGCUGUUUUGGUAGAACUACCAGAGUUCUGGAUGAUUAAUAUAUAUAUAUAUAUCCUUAUCUGUAGUGUUACUGUCUUUAUUUGUAUCUACUCUGCAAUAGCUGAAUUUUAAUACGUCUGAGAUGCCUUAUGUUUUUCAGUUGUGUAAUGCAUGUGUCUUGAUCUGCUCAACUCAUGUCUAAGUAGAGC